UUCAUUACGUACGUAAACCUAAAUCGUGUUGAUUCCUGAAUUGUGUCGCAUCGUUAUAAUAUAGAUUCUUCGCUGUUUUUCACAAUGGAACAAUUGAAUGAUGUAGAACUGAAUGAUGUCCAAGUUUCUGAUGUUCAAGCGAGGUCAAUUGAAAAAAUGUCUGAGCAGCCAUUAUUGGCAAAUACUAGUGGGUCAUUACCUGGACUUAAGGAAGAAGAUGUAGAGACAUCUUUUGGUGCAGUUCAUGUUGCUACUCAUGGUAAUCGAAGUAAACCAGCCAUAUUGACUUUCCAUGAUAUUGGAUUAAAUCAUGUCAGUCAGUUUCAAGGUUUCUUUAGUUAUAUUGAUAUGGAGCCUCUUUUGAAACAUUUCUGCGUCUAUCAUGUGAAUGCGCCGGGUCAAGAAUUGGGAGGAAAUACACGUCCAGCAACAUCUGUGUAUCCAACAAUGGAUGAAAUAUCUGAGACCUUGUUAGAUGUUAUGAACCAUUUUGGCCUCAAGAGGUUUAUUGGUUUUGGUGUUGGAGCAGGGGCUAAUAUCAUUGCACGAUUUGCAUUAAACUUUCCUGAGAAAGUGGAUGCUUUGUUUUUCAUCAAUUGUAUCUCAACACAAGCUGGAUGGAUGGAGUGGGGUUACCAGAAGGUGUCCUCUUUUCAUUUGCGUGGAAAUCGUGUUACAAAAUUUACUGAAGAUUACUUGCUGUGGCAUCAUUUUGGCAAGAAAACAUUGGAAGUAAAUCAUGACUUGGUGCAUGUGUAUAAAGAGAGUAUGUUGAAGAAUAUCAACCCAGUCAACUUGGCAAGUUUUAUUGAGACAUACAUCAAACGAACUGAUCUUGGAAUCAAGAGAGAAAUGGACCCUGAGAAGAAAAAGAUAACCCCUCAGUUUAAAUGUCCUGUAAUGGUAAUAUCCGGAGCUAGCUCUCCACAUAUCAAUGAAACGAUAGUAGUCCCAAGCUUGAGUCUGACAAGUUUAACUAAGAACCGUUCAAGAGCAUCAUCUGUUACGUCAGCUGGUUCUGCUGCAUCAUCCUCACAAGAUACAAUUGAAUCCCUUAAAGAACAACCAGUGUGUUAA
Messenger RNA from Saccoglossus kowalevskii, 1077 nucleotides. RefSeq names its product ubiquitin-conjugating enzyme E2 C-like. Lineage: Eukaryota; Metazoa; Hemichordata; Enteropneusta; Harrimaniidae. The record is from RefSeq and is a predicted model, not a curated record.